AUGUCGUUCCAUCCCCAGACUCCCCAAAGCCCCUCGCAAUUCUCGCCCGCCACGUCGUCGGAUCCCUCUCUCGGCUCAUCCGGCUCUGCGGCUGCUGCAGGAACAGGAACGACGACUUUGCCGACUCCCGCACACAGCGUCAACGGCUCCUCCCAGCUGGACUCCAUGAUGCUCGACGAUUCGCCGCACAAGCGGAAGCGGCCUCUCGAAGAUGUAGGCGACGACCGCGAGCUGAAAAAGGCUCACGUGGACGACUACAAGCUCGCCAUUGAAGACCUGCACCGAGAUGUUGGCCAUAAAUAUCUCCUUCUUCAAUCUCCGCAUCCCGAGUCUUUUCCUAGGACAUCGGAAGAUCUUUAUGAGAUGUACGACUUGGUCGAUCUGGCCACCGAAGUCGCCAGAGAAAAGCCAAACGGCGAGAAGAACGCGCUCCGUAAGACGUACAAGGGUCACAUCAAGCGCCUGGGCGUCACUGGACACUUUGAUGUUGCAAAGAAGAACGACGACGCACCCUCAGACUUUUUAUCCAUGCUGCAGGUUCCCGACCAUGAAUGGAACGUCCAUCAAGUCAAGGGUCGAUUUCUUAUGGAUGGCUUAUCAGACGUAACCAAAUCGACCUUGGGUCGCGCGAUGACUAUGGCUAAGGGCCAGGUGCCGAAAUCCUUUUGGGACUCGUCAGUGUUGGGGGAUAUUGGCCCAUCUAAUGGUGAUAGUUCCAAGGCACCGUCCGCGAAACCUACGGCGCCUAACACGCCCCUGAUAUCCAUGUCUGGGGCGGCCGCCAUGGGCAGGCCCAAGUCUCAACUGUUACCCGGCCAAAAUCCCGCACGACCUCAGCGGAGCGUCAAGAAGCGGUCAUACGGCGAUAGCAGCUAUGAAGGAUAUGGUGAAGGCUUUCCCGACGACGACACUGGCCUAGAAACAGGCUACUCUACGGGGGAAGGUGAAGGAGGCCAGAAGCGCCGCAAGAAGGCAAGCUAA
Messenger RNA from Trichoderma gamsii, 981 nucleotides. RefSeq lists its product as hypothetical. The record is from RefSeq and is a predicted model, not a curated record. Gene Ontology annotation, molecular function: transcription coregulator activity. Gene Ontology annotation, cellular component: mediator complex. Gene Ontology annotation, biological process: regulation of transcription by RNA polymerase II. The transcript has 2 exons. Bases 1 to 981 code for a protein of 326 amino acids. NCBI's taxonomy places the organism in Eukaryota, Fungi, Ascomycota, Sordariomycetes, Hypocreales, Hypocreaceae.